AUGCGCGACCUCCUUGCCCUCUCUGCCCUCGUGGGCCUCGCUGCAGCCGGCACCGUCAGUGUCGACGUCCACAAGCAGCUUUCCGCCGACCUCUACGAUGUUCUUAAAAUUCACAAACGCUCAGGCGACCCCAUCAUUGACCUCAAGGCCCUCAACAACGUUACCGGCGCUGGCUAUUUUGCCGACCUGGGCAUUGGCACCCCCCCGCAGGUCCUGACGUUUCAUCUCGACACUGGCUCUAGCGAUACUUGGGUAAACCUCCAAGGCAACGAUUUCUGCAGAAAUGGCAUACCCCAAAAAGGCAUUCCUCCCCGCUGCCUCAAGCAAUUCGACCCUACUGCCAGCUCCACCUACAAGACAACCAUCAGAAACGGAUUUAAAAUUGCCUACCUCGAUGGCAGCACUGCCUCUGGCGACUACUUCAACGAUACCGUCGCCGUCAGCGACAGCAUCAGCAUCAAGAACCAGCAGCUCGGACUCGCCAGGACUAGUAGUAGCGUCAGCGGUCUCAUGGGUCUCGGCAUGAGUAUCGCAGUCGCCGCCAAGAAGAAGUACCCUACCAUCGUCGAAAACCUCGUCUCCCAGGGCCUCAUCGAUACCCCGGCCUUCAGCCUCUACCUCGACGCCAUCACCGAGACCCACGGUAGCUUCCUCUUUGGUGGCAUCGACACCAAAAAGUACAUUGGAGACCUCGCUACCCUUCCUCUCGUCGCCGACGACAUUCACGGCUCCGAAAACGUCACCUCGUACGCCGUCGAGCUCGGCAGCUUCACUGUCGACGGCGUCUCCACGCCUACUCUCAAGACCAAGGCCAUCCUCGACACGGGUGCCACCCUGAUCUUGCUCCCCGGUCGCGUGGUCAAGCCCAUAUUCGAAACACUCCGCAUCGUUACCAUCCCCGGCGUCGCCACGCCUUUCAUCGACUGCGGCGCUGCCAAAGGUUCCAAGAUUAAGUUUAAAUUUCAGUUCAAGGGCAAGACUAUCGAGGUCCCUUUCAAGGAGAUGAUCAUCAACUCGUUCGAGGAUAACCAGGACCUUUUCAAGAGUUCAUCCUUGAGAAGUACCUUUAGAAACAUGGACAAGGUCUGUAUGUUCGGCAUUGCCAGUGCUGAUGACUACAAGUCUCAGGAGCCCGACCCCUUUGGCUCUGGGAGUAGCUCCUCCAACGAACCCGAGUUCGCUCUUCUCGGUGACACCUUUUUGCGCUCGGCCUAUGUCGUUUACGACUUGGCCGGCCAAGAGGUUGGUCUCGCCCAAGCCUACCCCAAAUCUAACGAGACCAACGUUGUCGCGCUCAAAGCCAACAGUAAAAUUCCUAGCAUCAAGGGCAUGGAUGCUCCUCCCGAUGACACAGGCGCCGACACAGGCACGAACAAGGACAACGCUGCUGGCAUUGCCCGCGCGCCCUCGGCCGCCGCCGCCGCCAUGGCACUCGUCGUCGCCGCUGUCGCUGCUCUGUAA
Beauveria bassiana ARSEF 2860 is the source of this 1461-nucleotide messenger RNA. Its product is annotated as putative aspartic endopeptidase. Gene Ontology annotation, biological process: proteolysis. The coding region runs from base 1 to 1461 and encodes 486 amino acids. The transcript has 3 exons. Gene Ontology annotation, molecular function: aspartic-type endopeptidase activity. Lineage: Eukaryota; Fungi; Ascomycota; Sordariomycetes; Hypocreales; Cordycipitaceae. The record is from RefSeq and is a predicted model, not a curated record.